UUCUCUGUUAGCCAUCGCCACCGUAAGGUCCCAACGUCUUGAAACGCAAUGCUAUGAUGACUUAUCGAGACUCCACGCAUUCACAAGACGGCCGCACUUCCCAAGACAUUCGUCUUCGCCGCUGUGGAAUUCUCUCAGACUAAGCUCUACGUCAAUUCGUUCAUGGCGAUGCUCAACGCGCGCAAUUCUAUCCGCAACCCAAAGACAAACACGCCCGAGGAUAUCAUUUUUCCGACGCUGAAUUCGCUACCGUCCAGUCCAACAGAUGACCGCGAGUCUCCAAAACUUGUGCCGUCCAACCGUCUGCAAUAUGAUUUGGGCAGUACAACCAUCAAUGAUAUACCGACCUCCCCGUCUCUACCGACAACGAAUAUGCACAGGACGGAGGAUACCAGGUUUCAUUACCGAAACGUGCAGGGGCCCGAUGAAGUCCAUGUCCUUGACGGUCGUGUUGACCAUCACGAACAUGCAAGUACGGCGUCAACAUGGGCCAAGGCUGAACCCCUGCACAGCGACGUUGUCUGAGGUGAUUGGGUCCUCGCGUUAACGCGUCAAUUAACGCAAUCAAAAUAACAUCGAGAUCAAAUCUCAAUCCUCAUGUCUUCUGUACCUGCAUCUAUGUUUGAUGUAUUUAUUCUGAAGUCAGCCAAAAUAAAUGCAUAUUGACUGUGAGCAGGCAAAGCAGAGCGCAGUCGUGGCAGGCA
This is a messenger RNA of Laetiporus sulphureus 93-53, 704 nucleotides long. RefSeq lists its product as uncharacterized. The record is from RefSeq and is a predicted model, not a curated record. The transcript is spliced from 4 exons. Bases 163 to 525 code for a protein of 120 amino acids. NCBI's taxonomy places the organism in Eukaryota, Fungi, Basidiomycota, Agaricomycetes, Polyporales, Laetiporaceae.